AUGUUCUCUCAAGUACAAGCUAUUGCUGCCGCGGAAGCUGGCACUUUCUUAAUCUCUCCUUUUGUGGGCCGUAUACUGGAUUGGUACAAAGCCAAAACUGGAAAGACAUACAGCAAGGAAGAAGACCCGGGAGUUGAGUCUGUUAAGAAAAUAUUCGAUUAUUAUAAAAAGUUUGGCUACAAGACUAUCGUCAUGGGUGCCUCAUUCAGAAAUAUUGGUGAGAUCACAGAAUUGGCUGGCUGUGAUUACUUAACAAUCUCUCCAAACCUAUUGGAAGAACUUUUAGCGUCUGAUGCUCCCGUACCGAAAAAGCUCGAUGCAUCGGGUGCAGCAAGCCUCAAUAUUGAGAAGAAGAAUUACCUUGAUUGCGAGUCGUCUUUCCGAUUUGAUUUCAACGAGGAUCAGAUGGCCGUAGAAAAGCUACGUGAAGGUAUCAGCAAGUUUGCUGCUGAUGCCAUCACAUUGAAGGAUAUUCUCAGGAAGAAGAUUGAGGCUUAA
Molecule: messenger RNA, 498 nt
Organism: Blumeria graminis f. sp. triticale
Lineage: Eukaryota; Fungi; Ascomycota; Leotiomycetes; Helotiales; Erysiphaceae
Source: the annotation of a GenBank genome assembly